Messenger RNA from Clavispora lusitaniae ATCC 42720, 1050 nucleotides. RefSeq names its product guanine nucleotide exchange factor. Gene Ontology annotation, molecular function: ATP hydrolysis activity; ATP binding. Gene Ontology annotation, biological process: post-translational protein targeting to endoplasmic reticulum membrane. Gene Ontology annotation, cellular component: GET complex. The record is from RefSeq and is a predicted model, not a curated record. Lineage: Eukaryota; Fungi; Ascomycota; Pichiomycetes; Serinales; Metschnikowiaceae.
AUGGACUUUGAAUUAGAGCCUACUCUCGAGUCGAUCAUCCACCAAGAUUCGUUAAAAUGGAUUUUCGUGGGCGGAAAAGGUGGCGUGGGCAAAACCACAACGUCGUCUUCUGUUGCCGUCCAGUUGGCGUUGGCGUACCCAAAUGAUGAGUUUUUGCUCAUUUCCACCGAUCCAGCCCAUAACUUGUCGGAUGCUUUCUGCCAGAAGUUUGGCAAGGACGCCCGCAAGGUCGAAGGCUUGUCCAACCUUUCGUGUAUGGAAAUCGACCCGGAUGCAGCCAUGUCGGACUUGCAGACCCAGGCCCAACAAUACAACAACGAUCCCAACGAUCCUUUGAAGAGCAUGAUGUCGGACAUGACAGGCUCCAUUCCCGGUAUCGACGAGGCCUUGUCGUUUAUGGAGGUUUUGAAGCACAUCAAGAACCAGAGGGCCGCCGACGACGGGUCUGAAUCCAACGCCAUCCAGUACAAGACCAUUAUCUUUGACACGGCACCCACAGGCCACACUUUGCGCUUCUUGCAGUUGCCUGCCACGUUGGAGAAAUUGUUGGCCAAGUUCAAGGACUUGUCGGGAAAAUUCGGCCCCAUGUUGAACAUGUUGGGCGGUGGUACAAACCAGCAGCAAGAUAUCUUCUCGAAAAUGAACGAGAUCCAGAAAAGCGUCAGCGAAGUCAACGAGCAGUUUACCAACCCAGACAUGACCACGUUCAUUUGUGUGUGCAUUUCCGAGUUCUUGUCUCUUUACGAAACGGAACGUAUGAUCCAGGAAUUGAUGAGCUACAACAUGGAUGUCAACUCCAUUGUGGUCAACCAGUUGCUUUUUGCCGAAGAGGACGACUGCAAGCGGUGCCAGUCCCGGUGGAAAAUGCAGAAAAAGUACUUGGACCAGAUGGGUGAGUUGUACGAAGACUACCACUUGGUGAAAAUGCCUUUGCUCGGCAGUGAGAUUCGUGGCGUCAACAACUUGAAGAAGUUCUCCAAGUUUUUGUUGAAGCCAUAUGAUCCAAAGGUUGACAAGGCUUUAGUUUUCGAGUUGGAGGAGGCGAAAUAG